Messenger RNA from Angiostrongylus costaricensis, 864 nucleotides. The record is from the annotation of a GenBank genome assembly. Lineage: Eukaryota; Metazoa; Nematoda; Chromadorea; Rhabditida; Metastrongylidae.
AUGCAUUACAGAAAAAAAGCAACAUGUGAAGGUCGCGUUGAGCCUUCAGACAUUCCGAGGGAGUAUUGUGAUACAUAUGUUGUUCGAAAGCCUAUGGGAGCCCGACUGCAUAAAAGUGACUGUCGAUUCACUCAUAUCGACGGCAACUCGGCACUGAUUGGAAAGAUUUUUGUUGGCGACAUCAUUGUUGCAUUGGAUGGCCAGAUUAUUAAGAGUAUUGGUGAACUAUUCCAGAAACUGAGAGAACCUACACAGAAAGUUGCCGUAAAGAUUAGACAUGGAAUGUGGUCAUGGUGUCAGCAUCGAUGUACGACACUGGAACGAAUUCAAAUGGAUAAAGAUACCGAGAAAGUUACCGGAAGACCGAUUGAUCUUUAUUAUAUAGUGAUUCAAAUGUGUAGCGCUCCUGAAUCAUCAAGCGUUCAAUUGGGUCUACACGUGAAAUACGACGCAAGGGAACGAUUACAGGUACACAAUGUGGAUUAUGCGAGCAUAGCGGCAGUGCAUCUGCGACCAGGCGAUGUCAUCCGUGAAGUAAAUGAUAAGCCAGUAGCUAGUAAGACUAUGCUCAAGUACUACAUCACGGAAGCAGUCGUGAAAGGACGACAAAUACGUUUUCUUGUUGAGUGCCCAUCGGGUGAAGCAUAUCGUGAUGCGUCUGACAUGGCACCAGAUGUUGCAGAAAUCGCAAUGAAACAGAUAGAAUUCCUGAAGAAAAAUCAACAAAAUAGUGCACUGCAAAGUGUUUAUUCAAGUGAACGUGCUAAAAAGAGUGUAAGCAUUGCUACAAGAGAAUGUUCAGAGGUUGAAAUCGCAGCCGACUUUGAUCCAACAAAACUUCGUCCAUGUAAAAACGCGAAAUGA